Molecule: messenger RNA, 174 nt
Organism: Plasmopara halstedii
Lineage: Eukaryota; Oomycota; Peronosporomycetes; Peronosporales; Peronosporaceae
Exons: 2
Coding region: 1-174 (57 amino acids)
Source: RefSeq, a predicted model, not a curated record
AUGAAUAGUUUUGAAACGACAUAUGACGCAGAUGUUUGCCUCGCCAAUCCAGGCGUACCAUAUGAGAUCUAUUUGUGUAAACUCGUCAAGGAUUGUGUUGCAAUGAAUAAGAAUUGCAAUACCAAUUUUCGGCCUUCGGAAGGUCACGUUAGCGAACCCCUCGCAGAAAUUUAG